GUGAACUUUGUGUUUGUUUACAUCGGCUCAAAGCGCUGAGUUUGCCGUGUAGACAGCGACUCACAUUUUAUUCGUUUAAGGCCGGUGAACCACAAACACAAGCAUGGAUCACAUGCUGCCUUCCCCGGGGUUCAGCAUCCCCAGCAUCGGGACACCGUUGCAGCACUCGCAGGAAGAGGAGAUGAUCCUCCCAGCGGCCCAGCAGCAACAGCAGCAGCAGUCUGCCCAGCAACACAGCCAACAGCAGCAGCAACAGCAGCAGGGGCAGCAGAUGGGGCAGCAGCCACAGACCUUUGGCAGUGGGUUUACGCCACACACCUUAAUGCAGCCACAGACACCAAGCAUGAUGUCUCCAGCUGUGGGUGGAGGUUCACAGGUUGGGGCCGGAAUGUUUGGUUCAGCCACAGGACCUUCCACCCCCAUAGGAGGACCCAUGACCCCUAUGACCCCACACUCGGCUGAUCCUGGCAUCGUACCACAGUUACAGAACAUUGUGUCAACAGUGAACCUCAGCUGCAAGUUGGAGCUGAAGAAAAUUGCACUCCACGCUCGUAAUGCAGAAUAUAAUCCCAAGCGAUUUGCCGCAGUCAUCAUGCGUAUUCGAGAACCUCGGACGACAGCCCUCAUCUUCUCCUCAGGCAAAAUGGUAUGCACAGGAGCCAAGAGUGAGCAAGACUCCAGACUUGCAGCAAGAAAGUAUGCGAGAAUAGUGCAAAAGCUUGGGUUCCCGGCCAAAUUCAUGGACUUCAAGAUCCAGAAUAUGGUCGGAAGCUGUGAUGUCAAGUUCCCUAUCCGACUAGAGGGUCUUGUUCUCACACACAGUCAGUUCAGCAGCUACGAGCCAGAGCUGUUCCCUGGCUUGAUCUACCGAAUGGUCAAGCCUCGUAUUGUACUCCUCAUCUUCGUCUCAGGAAAGGUCGUGCUCACAGGUAAGUUAUUUACUGAUGUGUUGCUAUUUGCAAUACCUGGUGGGAGGGAAACUGACACAUUGUGCAUAGAAAAUGGGAACAAGAAAGGAGAGUUUAUCAUUCUCUCCCUGGGAGCAUGGUGUCUCCAAGCUGUUGUGUCUAGUGGUGUGGGGUAUAGGCAGCACCAGUCCAGACUCUGGCUGUUCGAUUUUCAGACGCCACU
Messenger RNA from Penaeus vannamei (Pacific white shrimp), 1131 nucleotides. Lineage: Eukaryota; Metazoa; Arthropoda; Malacostraca; Decapoda; Penaeidae. The record is from RefSeq and is a predicted model, not a curated record.